AUGCGAAGGGGAGCUGUUGUUCGCCAAUAUGUGAUUCUCAUGAGAGGCUCUAUUGGCUUCGUGCUCUGUGCUGACCCGAUCGCAUUGUGUACAGUUACCCUCAGCAGGGCUAUCCUCCUCAGGGUUACCCCCCUCAAGGCUACCCUCCCCAGCAGGGUUAUCCUCCUCAAGGAUAUCCUCCCCAGGGCUAUCCUCCUCAACAGCAACCCGUCUACGUUGAGCAACAGCCGCAGCGCAGCAGUGGUGGUGGUGGUGGCCAGGGAUGUCUCGGCGCUUGCAUGGCAACUUUGUGCUGCUGCUUCGUCUGCGAAGAGGGAUGUGAAACAUGCGUUGACUGCGUCGAGUGCUGCGAGAUGUGCUAGACCUGACGACAAACGACCCUCAUAA
Penicillium taxi is the source of this 387-nucleotide messenger RNA. RefSeq lists its product as uncharacterized. The record is from RefSeq and is a predicted model, not a curated record. The transcript has 3 exons. NCBI's taxonomy places the organism in Eukaryota, Fungi, Ascomycota, Eurotiomycetes, Eurotiales, Aspergillaceae. The coding region runs from base 1 to 387 and encodes 128 amino acids.